Messenger RNA from Lucilia cuprina (Australian sheep blowfly), 2337 nucleotides. RefSeq names its product 1,4-alpha-glucan-branching enzyme (gene AGBE). Gene Ontology annotation, molecular function: cation binding; 1,4-alpha-glucan branching enzyme activity; hydrolase activity, hydrolyzing O-glycosyl compounds. The record is from RefSeq and is a predicted model, not a curated record. Lineage: Eukaryota; Metazoa; Arthropoda; Insecta; Diptera; Calliphoridae. Gene Ontology annotation, cellular component: cytoplasm. The coding region runs from base 67 to 2136 and encodes 689 amino acids. Gene Ontology annotation, biological process: glycogen biosynthetic process. The transcript is spliced from 5 exons.
AACAAGUUGAAUAAAACAUUAUUAUUAGUUAAAUUAAAGUUGUUGGUACUAACAAUCGCUACAAACAUGGAUCCAAUGAAAGUUGAUGUCAAAGAAAUUGAAAAUAUUUUUAAAUUAGAUCCAUAUUUGAAACCAUUUGAACGCGAAAUCCGAAGAAGGAGUGGCGUUUUACAAGAAUGGAUUGGGAAAAUAGAUAAACUCGAAGGAGGAAUGGAUACAUUUUCUCAAGGCUACAAAUACUAUGGUCUUCAUUUUCUACCAGAUAAUUCUGUUGUCGCCAGAGAAUGGGCUCCGGGAGCCAAAGAUGUUUAUUUAACUGGAGAUUUCAACAAUUGGCAGUGGGAAGCUACACCAUAUAAAAAAUUAGAUUUUGGUAAAUGGGAAUUGCAUAUUCCUGCUAAUGCGGAUGGAACAGCACCCAUUAAACACUUAAGUGAGAUUAAGGUAAUAAUACGCAAUCAAGCUGGUCAACUUUUGGAUCGGUUAUCUCCGUGGGCAAAGUAUGUGAAGCAACCUCCCAAGGAAGCUAAUCAGGGAGUUAACUAUAAACAAUACGUUUGGAAUCCGCCAGAAAAUGAGUGCUAUACAUUUAAGUACCCAAAAGCUAAAAGACCAAAAUCCCUACGUAUUUACGAAUGUCAUGUGGGAAUAGCUUCGCAAGAACCAUGUGUUGGCUCGUACGACAACUUUGCCGACAAUAUUAUACCCCGCAUUAAAAAGCAGGGAUAUAAUGCCAUCCAAGUUAUGGCGAUAAUGGAGCAUGCAUAUUAUGCAAGUUUCGGUUAUCAAGUUACUAGCUUUUUUGCCGCCUCCAGCCGCUUCGGCACUCCGGAUCAACUUAAACGAAUGAUAGAUGUUGCCCAUGCUAAUGGUUUAUAUGUACUAUUGGAUGUUGUUCAUUCACACGCCAGUAAAAAUGUUCAGGAUGGCUUAAAUCAAUUCGAUGGCACUAAUAGUUGCUACUUUCACGACGGCAAGCGAGGAGAACAUGCACUAUGGGACAGUCGUCUAUUUAAUUAUAUGGAAUAUGAAGUGUUAAGAUUUUUAUUGUCAAAUUUACGAUGGUGGCAUGAUGAAUAUAAAUUCGAUGGAUAUAGAUUCGAUGGCGUUACUUCAAUGAUAUAUCAUUCUCGUGGUAUUGGGGAAGGUUUCAGCGGUGAUUAUAAUGAAUAUUUUGGGCUGAAUGUAGAUACGGACGCUUUAAACUAUUUGGCUUUGGCUAAUCAUAUGCUACAUACUCAAAAUCCCGAAUGCAUAACAAUCGCCGAGGAUGUAUCCGGCAUGCCCACGCUGUGUCGUCCUAAUUCCGAGGGUGGCAUUGGAUUUGAUUAUCGUUUAGGUAUGGCAAUUCCAGACAAAUGGAUUGAAUUGCUUAAGGGAUGUUCGGAUGAUCAAUGGAAUAUAGGCAAUAUAGUUCAUACUCUUACCAAUCGCAGAUGGAAGGAAAACACAGUUGCAUACGCAGAAUCACAUGACCAGGCAUUGGUAGGCGAUAAGACCAUAGCUUUUUGGUUGAUGGAUAAAGAAAUGUACACCCAUAUGUCGGUUAUUUCUGAACCAAAUCUAAUUAUUGAUCGUGGUAUUGCUUUACACAAAAUGAUACGCCUAAUAACACAUGCUUUAGGUGGCGAAGCCUACCUCAACUUUAUGGGAAAUGAGUUUGGACACCCAGAAUGGUUAGAUUUUCCACGAGCUGGUAAUAAUGAUUCAUACCACUACGCUCGCAGACAAUGGAAUUUAGUGGAUGAUCCUUUGCUAAAAUAUAAAUAUUUAAAUGAGUUUGAUCGUGCAAUGAAUGAAUUGGAAGAACGAUUUGGCUGGUUACAUUCCGAUCCAGCUUAUGUUAGUUGGAAACAUGAGGGAGAUAAGAUCAUAGCUUUCGAACGCGCUGGAUUAGUGUUUGUUUUUAAUUUCCAUCCUACUCAAAGUUUUACGGGUUAUCGUGUUGGUACCAAUUGGGCUGGAACCUAUAAAAUUGCUCUAUCAUCUGAUGAUGAACUUUUUGGAGGAUUCAAUCGUCUCGAUAAAAAUUGUAAACAUAUUUCUAGAGCUGAAAAUUACGCUGGUCGUCAAAACUUUUUUGAAGUGUAUGCACCAGCACGUACAGCAGUAGUAUAUGAACAUAUUGAUGAUUAGUAAAUUUUUUUAUAUUAUAAAUUUUAAACCAUGGUGUAAAAAAUCUAUGCCAUUAAUCAAACUGUAACAUAUUUUUUAAAUUAAUAUGCAUCCGAAGUGUACAUAUACUUACAACACUUUAUUUAAAUAUUAUAUUUGGCGGUAUACUACAUUUAAUGACACAUUAAAAAUUAAAAUGAUAUUAAAAUUUCAAAUGAAAAA